GAUAAGCCAAGCCUCUGUUGUAUCACCCAUAGGUGUAAUAUUACCGGUACUCGGUAGUAAGUACUUACGUCUUACGAGUUACGACACACGAUGUUCAUAAGACUUGCAGGUUCAAGUAUACUAUUAACGUUUUCUGUUAAAAAAUAACAAAUCGAUGUGGCCUUAUUUUUAUUCAUCAUGGAAUACAUUUUGUACUGCAUUAUCAUUGGCGUUUAGUUCAGGAUCAAAAUAUUUUCGUGUUAGGUGUAGGUACAUAAUAUGAAAACAUGAAUUUUAAAAUGAAAGAUAAAAAACUGAAGGAUCCAGCGUUAUAUCGAUCCAAUAUAUGGCGUAUUGCAGCUUAUAGUCGAAUAUCUAUUGUGAUUUUGCAGUACAUCUUCAACGCCCUGAUUCCAGAUCACCAAGCACAGGGAGUAUUCAUAUCACCAGCUCUUCAUGACAAUGACGAUACCAGUAUUGGCCGUGCAGUCACUUAUAUCCUAGGUGGUUUCCUCCGUUGGGACGCUCAAUAUUUUCAUCACAUUUACCGAUAUGGAUAUACUUAUGAAAAUACAUUGGCUUUUUUCCCGCUAUAUCCCAAUGUCUUACGACUGAUAACUGCAAUCUUUCCUGGUCAUUCAAACACUAUGUUUCUUAUUGCAGCAGUCGUCUUCAACAAUUUAAUUUUUGUUUUCACUGCAUUGGUGUUAUUCGAUUUGACUUUGCGCAUACAUAAUAACAUAGAAAUGGCAUAUAAUUCAACAGUCCUAUUUUGUUUUAAUCCUGCUAGUGUUUUCUUCUCGGCCCCCUAUUCAGAAUCACUGUUUGUGUUUACAACGUUUUAUGGUAUGUAUCAUAUUGCAUAUGGAAAUAUUUGGAAGUCUUCGUUAUUAUUCGGUUUAUCUGUGUUGAACAGGUCCAACGGACUACUCAAUGUCGGCUUUUUAUUAUAUUAUAUGAUUCAAUUAGCUGUCAAGGAAAGAAAAAUAUCAUUCAAAUGCCUUUUUGGUAUAUGUUUUGUUUUUGCAUGUUUCAGUUUGUUCCAAAUAUAUGGGUAUUUUGAAUUCUGUACUCUGCAAGAACACACAUUAGAACCCAAAGUUAUUGACUAUGCGAUUAAAAAUAACUUAGUAAUGCCAAACAAUAAUAGUGUCCCAUUGUGGUGUGGAGUGCGUUUACCGUAUUCUUACGUUCAAGAAAAAUAUUGGAACAAUAUUGGUUUCUUAAGUUAUUUCCAGUUCAAACAGAUUCCAAAUUUUUUAUUGGCUUCACCUUGUAUUUUUAUACUUUUAAAAUUUGGUUUUGAAUAUUUUUGUAACAAUAAUAUAAUUUAUUUGGGUCUUAGAAAUCGAGAUAAACUAGAUUUCGUGUAUGUCGUUCAUUCAACAUUUUUAACAAUUUUUAGUUUGUUUUGUAUACAUGUUCAAGUGGCCACAAGAAUGUUAUCAUCAUCAAGUCCAGUAUUUUAUUGGGCUUGCGCAAAUUAUUACAAAUUUCCACUAAAUUUCAAUAAAAUUACUUACAACCGCAUAAUGUAUAAUUUUAAAUCUAAAUUAGUAAUUUUGUACUAUUUUACAUAUUUUAUUGUUGGCACAGCACUUUUUGUGAACUUUUUACCAUUCACUUAGUACACAAAUUUUGAGUAAAAUUAAUUUUUAAUUGAACAUUAACCAUAAUUUAUAAGUAUAUUACAAAAAAAAAGCUAACUGUGAUAGUAAUUUAAGUAUACAACUAUUGUUUAUUUACUUAUACCUAUUCUAUUCUGUAGUACCUAUGUUAUACUUAGAAAAAUAUAAUAUGCAAUAUGUUAAAACUCAAAUUAUAGUAUUUUAAUUGGUACUAAAAAAAAAUUAUUUUAUGUUCUCCAUUGUUAUUUAUUUUUAGAAUAUAUUCUUUAUUUGUACAAAUUUAAUAUAAGUAUUCAUGUAUAAUUUAUAAUGAAAGAAUAAAGACUUAAAUAACAGACUGAU
Aphis gossypii (cotton aphid) is the source of this 1949-nucleotide messenger RNA. RefSeq names its product GPI mannosyltransferase 2 (gene PIG-V). Gene Ontology annotation, molecular function: alpha-1,6-mannosyltransferase activity; GPI mannosyltransferase activity. The record is from RefSeq and is a predicted model, not a curated record. The coding region runs from base 267 to 1607 and encodes 446 amino acids. Gene Ontology annotation, cellular component: mannosyltransferase complex; endoplasmic reticulum membrane. The transcript has 2 exons. Gene Ontology annotation, biological process: GPI anchor biosynthetic process. NCBI's taxonomy places the organism in Eukaryota, Metazoa, Arthropoda, Insecta, Hemiptera, Aphididae.